GCUAGAAGUAGCAGACUCUGUUGGAUUGAUAUUAAAGCCAUGACAUCUACUUGUCUUUGUUUCUCCAUCUGUUUCUCUCUGUGCUAACUGAAAUACACUGUUCCCCUCUCAAUCCUUCAGUAUUCAUCACCAUGUCAUCAAAGAUGACUACAAUGGUGUUAACGGUGGACUUGCAAUGUUCUUGCUGCUACAAAAAGGUCAAGAAAAUCCUCUGCAAAUUCCCUGGAAUCACAGACCAGGUGUAUGAUGAGAAAAAUAACCAGGUCAGGAUCAAGGUCUUGUGCUGCGACCCUGAGAAGGCCCGCGACAAGCUUUGCUGCAAAGGUCGCAAAGUUAUCAAAAGUAUUCAGAUUGUAGAUGACAUGCCUAAGAAGAAAGAGCCUGAGAAGGUCAAACCACCUGCUGAAAAACCAGCCGAUAAGCCUAAGCCACCUGCCGAGAAGCCAGCUGACAAGCCCAAACCACCUGCUGAAAAACCAGCCGAUAAGCCUAAGCCACCUGCUGAAAAGCCCAAACCACCUGCGGAAAAGCCAGCCGAAAAGCCCAAACCCAAGGACCCGGCCCCUGAACCGGCGCCAAUUUGUGGUCCGGUUCAUGGAUUUCCACCUAUGUACCCCAAUGGGCCAUGUUGUGGGUCUUGUGCCCAAGGGUAUGGUGGGGGUCCAUGCUACCAAGGGUUUGGACGGCCUGUUCCACCGCCACCUGGUCCAUGUUAUGAUUAUGGACGGCCUGUUCCAUGUUACGAUUACGGACGGCCUGUUCCACCUCCACCCGGUCCAUGUUACGAUUAUGGUUACGGUUACCGUGGGAGCAGAUGUUGUGUCAGCACUGAUUACUUUAGUGAAGAAAAUUCACAAGGUUGCACAAUCAUGUAAAGGUAGUGGGAUGUCAGUUUCAUGGCCCCUGGGACUUCUCCAAUAAACAUUUGUUUUAUGUUCCUGCAAUAUGUGUUGGUUGUAGUUAUGUGGGGUUUUUUAGAGGCAAAGAUAGGGUUUUAUAUUAUAAAAAAAGUAUGAUUGUAAUAAGGUCAGUUACCAAAUGGUUGUUGACAAUGAGAUCAUGUUUAAAGAUUUUAAAUUUGAUUAUGAUGGAAGUUUCCAUAGUUGUUAUUUGGCAUUA
Molecule: messenger RNA, 1119 nt
Organism: Daucus carota subsp. sativus
Lineage: Eukaryota; Viridiplantae; Streptophyta; Magnoliopsida; Apiales; Apiaceae
Product: protein PYRICULARIA ORYZAE RESISTANCE 21
Exons: 3
Coding region: 132-875 (247 amino acids)
Biological process (GO): regulation of defense response to fungus
Molecular function (GO): metal ion binding
Source: RefSeq, a predicted model, not a curated record